CGGACUGCGCGUGCGUGACCUCGGGACCGCGCGACCCGCGCACGUCUGUAGCGGGCGCAGGGGCACCUGGGAAGAUGGCGGCCUGGGUACCUUGUUUGAGGUGGGGCUGGGCGGCUGUGAACUUCGGCCGGCACCGGGGCCUGAGCGCGUCACUAGCUCGGAAGCCCCCACGGGCAUGGUGGUUGUCAGUUAAAAAUGGGAAACCGCAGUACACAUGGGAAAGAAGCUUUCAUUAUCAACAUGAAGGUUGCAGACAAAAGACACCACUUUCUUUCCUUAACCGACCAGAACGUCCAAGUCUGGCUUAUAAGAGGUUAAAAGGCAAAACCCCAGGAGUUAUCUUCAUCCCUGGCUAUCUUUCUAACAUGAAUGGUAACAAGGCAGUAGCAGUUGAGGAAUUUUGCAAAUCUUUAGGUCACGCCUUUAUAAGGUUUGACUACUCAGGGAUUGGAAGUUCAGAUGGGAACUUAGCAGAAUGUACAGUGGGGAACUGGAGAAAAGAUGUCCUUUCCGUACUUGAUGACAUAGCUGAAGGACCACAGAUACUGGUGGGAUCCAGCCUUGGUGGAUGGCUCAUGCUGCAUGCUGCAAUCGCGCGGCCAGAAAAGGUCAUAGCUCUUAUUGGUAUAGCUACUGCUGCAGAUGGUGUGGUGACACAGUUUCAUUCACUUCCUGUUGAGAUACAAAAGGAAAUAGAAAUGAAAGGUGAGUGGUCCUUGCCAUCUAAGUACACCGAAGAAGGAUUUUACAAAGUUCCAUACAGUUUCAUUAAAGAAGCGGAGAAUCACUGCUUGUUACAUAGCCCCAUUCCUGUGACCUGCCCUGUACGGUUGCUCCAUGGCAUGAAGGACGAAAUAGUUCCUUGGCAUAGAUCCCUGCAGGUUGCAGACCGACUAGUCAGCCCAGAUGUAGAUGUCAUUCUCCGGAAACAUAGUGAUCACAGGAUGAAGGAAAAAGCAGAUAUUCAUCUGCUUAUUUGCACUAUUGAUGACUUGAUUGACAAGCUUUCAACUGUGAUUCCCUAGAAUCACAGUUGUGAUUGGUAUGCACUCUAAUGUGUCCAGAAGAUUGAAAAUGUGGUAGUAAAUCAAAGACCCGGAUACUUCAGGGUUUUCCCUCUUUUAGUUUGUAAAUAUCCGAUAUGUAUUUAUUUAAUGAUGUCUUUGCACAAAUACACAGAUUGUGACAAAAGUAUUAGCUGCUGUUUGGAAAUUUUUUUCCUCCUUUGAUAUUUUUCCCAUUAAAAUAGUACCUAUUUUUUUUAUUAAAGAGAUAUUUACCUUUCUUAUGUACACUUUAGCUAUGCCAGCUCUUAAUUGUGUUCCUUUCUUCUACAAUAAAGCUUGAAUAUUUGGG
Mastomys coucha (southern multimammate mouse) is the source of this 1356-nucleotide messenger RNA. It is a transcript of the gene Abhd10, whose product is annotated as abhydrolase domain containing 10. The transcript has 6 exons. The record is from RefSeq and is a predicted model, not a curated record. NCBI's taxonomy places the organism in Eukaryota, Metazoa, Chordata, Mammalia, Rodentia, Muridae. Bases 75 to 1025 code for a protein of 316 amino acids. Gene Ontology annotation, molecular function: palmitoyl-(protein) hydrolase activity; hydrolase activity, hydrolyzing O-glycosyl compounds. Gene Ontology annotation, cellular component: mitochondrion. Gene Ontology annotation, biological process: protein depalmitoylation.